AUGGCGCUUGAUCCGGCCAACGGUUUCGUUGCGGGCAGCAGCGUUGCCAACCUGGAUGGCGACAGCGCCGCCCUGCCCAUCUUCGACGUCGAGCGCGUCUCCCUCGAGUUCUCCAUCGCUGCCGACUUUGUCGCCGCACAGGUUGCCAACAACGUCCUGGUCCUGGCCCUAUCCAACGGUCGCAUCCUCCGCAUCGACCUCAACCGUCCCCAGGACAUCGACGACAUCGACCUGCCAAAAAAGCCCAGCGAAGUCGGCGUCACCCGCCGCAUGUUCCUCGACCCGACUGCUUCCCACCUAAUAAUCUGCACCACUCAAGGGGAGAACUACUACCUGCACUCGCAGUCACGCCAGCCUCGGCCCCUGUCCCGCCUGCGCAACGUCAUCAUCGAGAGCGUCGCCUGGAAUCCGGCCCAGCCAAACGCUUCGACGAGAGAGAUACUCAUCGGGGCCGCCGAUGGCAACAUAUAUGAGACAUUUAUAGAAACUUCGACCGAGUUUUACAAAAAGGAGGAGAAAUACUUCAAGCACCUGCAAAAGCUUCCAGAUGGUCCCGUCACCGGGCUAUGGGUAGACGCGGUGCCUGGUCGGCCAGACGAUAAAGUUGUCCUGAUCACUACCCAGACCCGCAUCUUUCACCUCGCCGGUAAAGCAGGUCGUAGCCACCACCACCACCACGAUGGCUCGACGUACACCAAACUGUUCGAGUCUGAAGAGCCGACCAUUCACGAAGUGCCCCGGCCGACCUCCUCUUCGGGCACCAACAAGGCAUACACGCAACCAGCCUCCAGCCUAGUUGUCUCACCGGAUCCCCAGCAAGAUCCCGCCAAACCGUUCCAGGCGCCGCUGCCUGAACGUGUGUUUGCCUGGCUGUCAUCUCAGGGUGUCUUCCACGGCGUGCUGCUCAACAGUCCGCCCGGUCCCGAACUCGGCACCAGAGUGUUUUCAGAAUCCAAAAUGCUCCCGAGAUCACAGAUUACCUCGACGCUGGAUUCCGCAGGCAGGAAAAAAACGAGCACUGACGCCAUAGAGAUGAUUGCGCUGACGCAAUGGCAUGUAAUGUGCCUUGUGGGCCGUCGUGUAGUGGCUGUGAACCGGCUGACGGGGGCUAUCGUGUACGAUCAGGUCAUUCUCGAGAUGGGGCAAAAGGCGGCAGGACUUUGUGUUGACCUGCAGAAGAAUACCUUCUGGCUGUUCACUGCCCAGGAGAUCUUUGAGAUUGUGGUGAGAGAUGAGGAGCGAGACAUCUGGAAGAUUAUGCUCCAGGCACAGCGCUUCGAUGCCGCACUGCAAUAUGCCCACACACCAGCUCAACGCAACGCAGUAGCUACAGCAUCGGGAGACUAUCUUGUCGCCAAGGGGCUUUUCGAUGAGGCGGCUGGUGUAUAUGGCAAGAGCAAUAAGCCAUUUGAAGAAGUGGCACUUACUUUUGUGGACAACAACCAGCCUGAUGCCCUGCGUAAAUAUUUACUUUCAAAGCUCGCCACCUACAAGAAAGGCUCUGUCAUGCAAAGAGUAAUGAUUGCAACCUGGCUGGUGGAGAUCUUUAUGGCCAAGCUGAACUCUCUGGACGAUGCCAUUAUCACCAAAGCCGAGCUGUCAGAAGCAAUGAAUCCUGCCGAGACCAAAGAACGGCUGGACACGGUCAGGGGGGAGUAUCAUGAUUUUGUCAACAAAUACAAGACCGACCUCGACCGCAAAACCGUUUACGAUGUCAUCAGCAGCCAUGGGCGCGAGGAAGAGCUCUUGUUUUUUGCGAACGCGGUCAACGACUACAACUAUGUCUUGUCUUACUGGGUCCAGCGGGAAAACUGGACGGAGGCACUCAACGUCCUCAAGAGGCAGACGGACGCCGAUGUCUUUUAUCGCUACAGCAGUGUGCUGAUGACGCAUGUCGCAACUGACCUAGUCGAAAUCCUCAUGCGGCAGUCAGCGUCGCUGAAGCCGCGGAAUCUGAUUCCAGCCCUCCUGGAGUACGAUCGCAACUUCAAGGGCCCUUUGGCCCAGAACCAAGCUAUUCGAUACUUGCAGUACGUGGUGAACCAGCUCGGGUCCACGGAUUCGGCCGUGCACAACACGCUUGUCUCGAUGUAUGCUUCCGUCCCUUCUUCGAAGGAUGAGACAGCGCUGCUUUCGUAUCUCGAAUCCCAAGGCGAUGAGCCUCGUUAUGACCUCGACUUUGCAUUGCGGUUAUGUAUACAACACCGGCGCGUAUUGGCAUGCGUACACAUUUAUACGAGCCUGGGUCAAUACCUACAGGCUGUGGACCUUGCCUUGGCGCAUGGCGAACUCGAGCUGGCGUCUAUUGUUGCCGACAGGCCCAUUUCCAACCCCACAUUACGCAAGCGUCUCUGGCUAGCAGUCGCGCGGAAGGUUAUCUCACAGUCGGAUGGCGGUAUCAAGUCAGCCAUUGAGUUCUUGAGGCGGUGUGACCUGUUGCGCAUCGAGGACUUGAUCCCAUUCUUUCCCGACUUUGUUGUUAUCGACGACUUCCGAGAGGAGAUCUGCACCGCACUGGAGGAUUACGGGCGUAGCAUUGACUCGCUGAGGAGGGAGAUGGAGGAAAGCUCCCAGACGGCGGCAAACAUUCGCGUCGACAUCGCCGCGCUCGACCAGCGGUAUGCCAUCGUCGAGCCCGGCGAGAAAUGUUAUGUCUGUGGGCUGCCACUGCUUAGUAGGCAGUUCUUCGUUUUCCCCUGUCAGCACGCCUUCCACUCGGACUGUCUCGGCCGCAAGGUUAUGGAGCAGGCAGGUGUGGGCAAAGGGCGCCGGAUCAAGGAGCUGCAGGUGCAGAUAUCCAAGGGGCUUGUGAGCGGGACCAAGAAGGCCGACAUGAUUGCUGAGCUGGACGCGCUGGUUGCUGCUGCUUGUAUUCUUUGCAGUGAGUAUGCCAUCAAGAGGAUCGAUGAGCCUUUCAUCAAGGCCGAGGAAGAGAAAGCCGAAUGGGCGUUAUAA
Pyricularia pennisetigena is the source of this 2955-nucleotide messenger RNA. RefSeq lists its product as uncharacterized. Gene Ontology annotation, biological process: vacuole organization; endosome organization; organelle fusion. Bases 1 to 2955 code for a protein of 984 amino acids. The transcript has 2 exons. Gene Ontology annotation, cellular component: HOPS complex; endosome. Gene Ontology annotation, molecular function: protein-macromolecule adaptor activity. The record is from RefSeq and is a predicted model, not a curated record. NCBI's taxonomy places the organism in Eukaryota, Fungi, Ascomycota, Sordariomycetes, Magnaporthales, Pyriculariaceae.